This is a messenger RNA of Sclerotinia borealis F-4128, 435 nucleotides long. Lineage: Eukaryota; Fungi; Ascomycota; Leotiomycetes; Helotiales; Sclerotiniaceae. The record is from the annotation of a GenBank genome assembly.
AUGGCGGAGGGAAUCUUCAGCUCAAUGAUUUCCAAGGGUCCAUACGCAUCCUUGAUAUCUAAUGUCGAUUCAUGCGGAACUGCGGCUUAUCAUACUGGAUCUUCCCCGGAUUCUCGUACUAUGGCGACACUGAAGGAUAAUGGAAUUAGUGAUUAUAAGCACAAGGCUCGAAAGGUUUCGGUGAACGAUUUCAGGAAUUUUGAUUAUAUCUUUGCGAUGGAUAGGGAUAAUCUUGAGGAUCUUUUGUCGUUGGGGAGGAGAACUGAAGGUAAGGCAAAGGUUAUGUUGUUUGGGGAGUAUGCGGGAGGUUCUGACCCGGAGGAGGUGGAUGAUCCUUAUUAUGGUGGGAAUGAUGGGUUCAAGGCGGCUUAUGAACAGUGUACGAGGUUUUCUGAGAAUUUCUUGAAGACGACUUUUCCGGAUGUUGAGAAAUGA